Molecule: messenger RNA, 2376 nt
Organism: Panicum hallii
Lineage: Eukaryota; Viridiplantae; Streptophyta; Magnoliopsida; Poales; Poaceae
Exons: 7
Coding region: 267-2162 (631 amino acids)
Molecular function (GO): glycosyltransferase activity
Source: RefSeq, a predicted model, not a curated record
AGCUUGCCGCUCGCCUCGCUCAGGCCCGCGAUCGAGCGACGCCAUUGGCCAGCCAGCCAGCGAGCGGGCUGCGGGCCUAGCCUACGAGGACCUGCACGAGAAGAAAAGGGAGAGAAAACCAGAGCGAGUUCUCGGAUCGGGCGACGCCAUUGGCUGGGGCUAGUCGCUCCGGGCUUUUGCAUCAUCACGCUAGCUUCCGGAGGAAGACGCAUAAGCACCGAGCUUCUUGAGAAAGGACAAACCAGCUAGACGGCAGCGGGCCGGGCAUGAAGGGCGGCGGCGGCGACAAGGCCGGGAGGGGCGGCAGGCUGCUGCCGCAGCAGCAGCCGCUGCGCCUCGAGUCGCAGCGGUUCAGGCUGCUGUCCCUCGUCGGCGGCUGCUUCGUCUUCUGCCUCGUCUUCCUCCUCUCCUCCCGCCCCGACGCCACCGCCUUCGGCACCGUGAGCCCCAGGGCGGCGCUGGACGGCGCGCGCCGGCCGGCCGCCGUCAAGACGCUGCGAACCUCCUCCUCCGGCUUCGGUGGGGAUUUCCAUGUGGACAUCCUGCCGCAGCAGCAGCGGCAGAGGCUGCGGCAGAGCGUCGAGCAGAGCGCCGGCGACAAGACGGCCACAGAAUGGGUCAGAGACACGGUGAUCGUGGAGGAGAGGAGCGACGCCGAGGCCAGCGAAGCUGCGGCAGAACCGGAGGAGGCCGGGCGCGACGGCGACGGCAAUGCCGCUGCCGCCGCGUCCAACCCCGACGACCAGCCAGCACCAGGUGCCGAGGAGAAGGAGGUCCGAGACGACGCCGUGGUGACCACGGCCGCCGCCGCCGCCGCGACGACGACCACCGCGCAACCCGCCGCGGAGAUCACGGCGACCGCGCCCGACCUGCCAGAGGGGAAGGCGCGAGCUGCCGGCGGCGGUCAGAGCAAGCUCCAGGAGCAGCCAGCUCGGCAGCGGCAAGAGGAGCUCCACGAGCCAGCACGAUCUGGCGGCGGGGACCACCACCAGCAGCAGCGGCCGCCGCUGUGCGACUUCUCCGACUUCCGCAGCGACAUAUGCGACAUGGCCGGCGACAUCCGCUUGGACGCCAACGCGUCGGCGUUCGUCGUCGUCGACCCGGCGACCGGGGCCGGCAGCGGCCAGUGGCACCGGGUCCGGCCGUACCCGCGGAAGGGCGACGAGACGUGCAUGGGCCGGAUCACGGAGGUCACGGUGCGGUCGACGGGCGACGCGCCCGGCGCGCCGCGGUGCACGCGGUCGCACGCCGGGCCGGCGGUAGUGUUCUCCAUCGGCGGGUACACGGGCAACAUCUUCCACGACUUCUCCGACGUGCUGGUGCCGCUGUACAACACCGCGCAGCGGUACCGCGGCGACGUGCAGCUGGUGAUGGCGAACGUGGCCUCGUGGUGGCUGGUCAAGUACGACAAGCUCCUCCACGAGCUGUCGCGACACGCGCCGCUGGACCUCGCCAAGGCCGGCGCCGCCGGCGAGGUCCACUGCUUCCCGCGCGCCGUGGUGAGCCUGCGCGCGCACAAGGAGCUCAUCAUCGAGCGGGAGCGCAGCGCGGACGGUCUUGCGACGCCGGACUUCACGCGGUUCGUCCGGCGCGCGCUGUCGCUGCCCCGGGACGCGCCGACACGGCUGGGCGACGGCACGGGCCUGAAGCCCCGGCUCCUGAUCAUCUCCCGGCACCGCACCCGGCUGCUCCUGAACCUGGACGCCGUGGUCCGCGCGGCGGAGGAGGUCGGGUUCGAGGCCGUGGUGAACGAGUCCGACGUGGGCAACGACAUCGCGCAGGUCGGGGCGCUCAUCAACUCGUGCGACGCGCUGGUGGGCGUGCACGGCGCCGGGCUGACCAACAUGAUGUUCCUGCCGCCGGGGGCGACGCUGGUGCAGAUCGUGCCGUGGGGCGGGCUGCAGUGGAUGGCGCGGGCGGACUACGGCGACCCGGCGGAGGCGAUGGGGCUCCGGUACAUCCAGUACGAGGUGGGCGUCGGCGAGAGCACGCUCAAGGACAAGUUCCCCAGCGGGCACAAGAUCUUCACCGACCCGACGUCGCUGCACAAGAAGGGGUUCAUGUUCAUCAGGCAGACGCUCAUGGACGGCCAGGACAUCGCCGUCGACGUUGGCCGCUUCAGGGAGGUGCUGCUCCAGGUGCUCAACAACCUCUCGCAGUAGACGCCUGCCUGCGUGCCCGAUCGAGUACAGAGCUGCAUAGUAGUAUAUACAGUACACCGGUGCCAUGUAUACGUGUAUUCAUUUAGUUGGAGCUUUGUAUCAUUAUACGGAUGUACACUUUGGCGUAAUCUUUUUUACCUGAAAGCAAGAUUACCAUGAGACCUCUGUGGUCGCCACAUCACACACAAUUUACAUGGAGGCUUAUUACAGUUGA